GCAUGCAGUCAGUUAAUCAUGGUACGUUGGUGGUAGAUGCGUCCCUAAUGGCGGAUUGUUAUUUAUCGGAAAAAAUAAAUAAGGGGUGAUGUUUUCGCGUGAGCGUAAUUCAGUUCAGCCGGUCGUUUAAUCGAUAAAUAGAAAAGUGUCUUCGUAAAAUUAUUCCGAUGGCGACCUUGCCUUUACCGUUUGAUUGAGAAAAUGACUACGUGAUGUUGUGUAAAUCUAUUAUGGCCGCGGUUCAUGUAAUACAAUUGCUAAUUUAAGUAAAUAUUAUCGUUUAAGUAAACAUAGUGGAAUCGGGAACGGACAGUGAUAAGUAUAGAUUACUGGUUUAGCAGGAAAAUAAGUGAGAAAUAUGGCUGACCCAAAUACACCCCGUUUUCCAAAGAUAAUGGUAUUCAGACCGACUUGGGACGAAUUCAAGGACUUUGCCAAGUAUGUUGAGUAUAUGGAGUCGAUGGGCGCACACAAGGCGGGCGUUGCGAAGGUCAUACCUCCGCCCGAAUGGGUUCCACGCAAAUCCGGGUAUCAGCUUCAGGAUCUCGAAGUGACAAUACCGGCGCCGAUCUGUCAGGUUGUCACGGGCAAGCAGGGAUUGUACCAGCAGAUCAACAUACAGAAAAAGUCGAUGACCGUGCAACAGUAUCACGAUUUGGCCACGUCCGAUCGUUAUAACACGCCGAGGCAUUUCGAUUACGAAGACUUAGAACGCAAGUAUUGGAAGAACAUCACAUAUGUCGCCCCGAUUUACGGCGCCGACGUCUCGGGAAGCUUAACCGAUCCGAACGUCAACGAGUGGAACAUUAACCGGUUAGGUACGAUAUUGGAUUACGUUAAUGAGGAUUACGGUAUAUCGAUCGACGGCGUGAACACCGCAUAUUUAUAUUUCGGCAUGUGGAAAACGACCUUCCCGUGGCACACCGAGGACAUGGACUUGUAUUCGAUCAAUUACCUACACUUUGGCGCCCCGAAAACUUGGUACGCGAUUCCGCCCGAGCACGGACGAAGAUUGGAACGUCUCGCCAACGGAUUUUUCCCGAGCAGUUAUCAGACUUGUCAGGCGUUCUUGCGGCACAAAAUGACCCUGAUUUCGCCGCAGAUUUUGAAGCAGUAUUCGAUCCCGUAUAAUAAGAUCACUCAGGAGCAGGGCGAAAUCAUGAUCACCUUCCCGUACGGUUACCACGCCGGUUUUAAUCACGGAUUUAAUUGCGCCGAGUCCACGAAUUUUGCAUGUCCGCGAUGGGUUGAGUACGGGAAACGAGCGUCUCAAUGCACCUGCAGCAAGGACAUGGUUAAAAUUUCGAUGGACACCUUCGUGAAACGUUUUCAGCCGGAUAGGUACGAGAAGUGGUUGCAAGGGGUCGAUAUCGGUCCGCAUCCCGAGGAGCCCAAUAAGCAGGUGGCGGCCCCGCAUCCGAUGCCGCAAGAUAUUCUCUGUAAUAAGAAUAACACGUCGCUACCUUUGAGUUUUCUCGAAGCGCCGAUCAAGAAGAGUCCGUUCGUUAAGCGGGCCAGAGCUAUGGGAUACACUGGACAGUUUUCUCUGGCCGAGUUUCCUGCCGAAUUACAAAUGGAGUUGAUGGAAGAAGAUCUGGAGGCGGGUCAAAGCGAGGUUCCUCCCGACGAGCAGCAGCUCGAAGUCCUCGAGGACAUUUGGUUGAAGGCGGGCGAAAUCGACGUCGACGAGGCGUCGAUUUACGAUUCGGGAUAUAACGUCGGUCAGCGUCGUAAGCCGGUCGUGAAACGUCGCAAGGAUAUGGACGGAAAUUUCCACCCGCGAUCGGGCGGACGCCGGUCGAGAUCUCGGCGGAAAGACAGAGGAUUGGUUAGGAUUAAGCGGAAGAAGCUAAGCGACGGGGACAAUUUGGAUUCGCUGUACGCGACAAUUUCGAACACCAACAAGAAGGUGUGCGGAAAAAUCGUCGCUCCGCUUAAUCUACUUAAAGACGAAAACAGCAGCAGCAGCAGCACUAGUACCGAAGAUCUAAUUAAGAGCUUGGUAGAGGAGCAGACCCAGAAAUUAAACAUUAACGACGAACGCGACAUGCUAAUUAAGUCUUUGCUCGAACAGAAAAAGGACGACCUCCACAAACACAAGCACCUCAAGCACAAAGACAGUUGCAGGAAGUUUAAGAAACCCAUGGAUCAAGCCGGCCCAUCACGGUCUAUUCCAGACUACAACAGACAGAAUGACCACGAGAGUGUUACGAACGUCAUUGACGACAUCAUCAAACGAGCGACCAUCGAACACGCAGAGAAAUUACAGCAGGAGGCGGAAGAAUCCGAGAACAUGAAGGGAAUUAAAACGCCCCCGCUCAGCUUCAGCCCCGGAUGCGACCUAUUGGAAAUCUCGCACAAGCGCGGCCCGUACGGAAAGCGCUCGCCGCGCGACCCCAACAAGAUCCAAGUCAAACGGAAGAGCAUCGAGAUGAAAAUCAAAGUGGAAGAUUCCGACAUGGAGAUACGCACCAUUAAACACGAGAAUCAGAACGACGCGGGAAUCCUCACCGUCGUACCGCCGGUCAUCAAACCCGCCCCCCACCCUCCCGGCUUUACCGGCGGCCCCGGCUACGAAAACGCGUUCCUCUCGUUCCUGAAGAAAGGUCCCCCGCCGUCACCGCCGAAGUCCGCCGAGAAAAACGACGCCCUCGACGUCCAGCGAAAUCUGGAUAAGGUCGUCCAGGUGAAACGCUCGUACAAAAUUCCUAAGAAAACGACGAUACAAUCCGUUGCCAAGCCGGAACUCAACGUCACCAGGUCAAUUCUGAAACCGCUCCUCACCUACAAAGGUCCCAUGUCCAACAAGAACAACUUCGCCUCGAUUAAGGCGCUGCACGGAUCCGACAUGGUCAUCACGCCGCUACCCCCGAAGGACGUGUACUCGAAGAAGAUAACGAUCGGCAGUCCGGGCGAUCAGCUCAUCAUCACCAAGGACAAGAACACGGCGGCGAAGAGCGCCCUCAUCUCGUUACUCAUGGAUAAGUCCCGUAGAAGCGGCGUAAUGUCGACGCCCAAACCGCCGAUCAUAUCGCCGUACGUCACGCCGGCCAGAAAAAUCGACAUACUCAGCACGAGGCUCGAACCCACAAUCGACGAGAAGGACAGGCUGCUGUGCGAGAGAAUACAAAAGGGCGCCGCGAACAUACGCGAGGUUUUGAAGACGCCGAAGCCGUCGUCGCGGAAGCCGAAGGGCGAACCUAAGAAGCGAGGACGCAAACCGAGAUCGUACUAUGAGAAUCUACAAUUGGAGCAGAUGAAUGCGCUACAGAAACAGAAAAUCGACAACGAUCCGCCUCCUCCCACAAUACCGGAAGUUCAACAAGAGCAAGACAAGUCACAAAGUGCACCUGAACCUGUUACAAACAAUAACGUUAGUAUCGACGAGCCCCUUCUCGCGAAGGACGACGCCUAUUCGUGCAUUCAAACGUCCGACGGUAGCGUGACGUUGUACGCCGGUGAUCAGGAGGACGCGAUGGCGUGCCCGGACACGCCCGAAGAGGGUGUGGUCAUCUACAAGCAGCAGGAGGAGUCAGUGCCCGAACUCGACUGCACGGCCCAGUUGUACGGGGCACCCCAUCAUCCGCUUCAAUGUUCCGAAACGUCCAACGGAAGCAUCACCUUGUAUUCGGGUCACGAGGAGGGGACGAUGACGCAAAUUGCCUGCGCCGAAACGUCGGACGGCGACAUGCCGAUCUACACGAGUAGCCAGGAGGAAAUCUCGGAAACUUCCGACGGAAACUUGACCAUCUAUACGAACAAUGAGGAGGAGACGACGGGAACUAUGGACGUGAACUGUUCGUACGUGCAAACGGUCCCGAUCACGGUCACGAUACCCAUCCAGCCCGUUCCGCAGUUCGUGCAGCAGACCAACGGGUUUGUCGUUCCGAGUGUAAUACAAAAUGUGCAAUACGUACCGAAUUCUUCCAACGUUUACAGUUAUCAGGGCGUUUAUCAGUACGCCUCGUCCGAUUCGCUGCCGAGCAGCGUGGAACCCCAACCUUUGGCGCCCGAGCGCAAACGUCCCAACUUAAUCUGGCAGGAGCAGGCGAUGCACUACACCGUCAACAGGUGCGCGACCACGGAGACCGAUCCCGAUCGUCUAUAUCCCAUGACGAAAUCGGCGAUCGUGCUACUGGACAAUUGUGAUAAGGACAUCGUCAAGAUCGAUAAUACCGAAGGUGAUCUUAUUGUCAGUAACACGGUCGAGAUCGUCUCGAAAAGUCCCGAGGAUUUCUCGGAAGAUUCGAAUCAGGAGAAUAUAUGCGACAAUAUCACGAACAACAAGUGCCAGGCAAUUUUGAAUCGAUUCACCAGUCUAAGCUCUUCCGAUGACGACUAUCUACGAUUAAAGAAGUUAACCUUAAAUCUUCCGAAACUGUACAGCAGCCUUUCGCGUAAGUUCAAAAUCGACUGUAAACUCAGGGAGAAGGCGCUGAGACAGGCGAUACUCUCGAAAAUACUGGUGGAAAACGUUCCCGACUGCGACUACCAGCUGCAAAACGGCAAGAGCAAACUGCAACUAUUUCCAAAGCACCGCGCGAUCGUCGACUUGCUAAAGCGGCUCGAUCAGAUUCAAAUCGAAAAGCAGAAGACAAAGUCGAAUUUAGUGAUAAAUCUGCAGAGAUUGCCGCCGGACUUCAAAACCGACCGGAAACGUAAAAAGACUGAGAGGACUAACGAAAUCGGAACGUGCGAGGCGCGCGUCAACGUCACGCGCUUACCGAUCCACUCCGAGUCCUUCUUCGAUAAGUUUCAAGCGAAAAUCAUGAAGUCGCUCGGUUUCGAGACGUCGUACGCCGACAAGGAGAGAUCGAGGUCGCCAUCUGUGAGUCGCUUAUUGAAACAGAAAAAGUUUGUAACCAAAGGUAACUCCCUUCCCUUAAAGCUGCAAGAGAAAAUUAAACGUCUAACCCCACUAACCGUAAAAGUAACAUUGAAAGAUCUCAAACACGAGCCAAAUAAGACCGAAACGCGUAACCCCGCCCCCUAUUUGUGCUCGUCCGACGAGGAGGAGCCGCCGUACAUCUCACGGAACAGUUCCGUUAAUUUAAAGGACUCGCGUCCGCUGACGAUCAACGAGGAGGUAUGGGCGAAGCACCGGAACGGGCGAUUCUACCGCGGCAGAAUCAUCAGAAAGCAUCCGACCGUAUACUGCAGCGCUCACUUUCCGUGCGACGGCACGUUCACGAGCAACCUGUGCCUCGAGAACAUAAUGGACGUGAAGACGAAGGGCCUCCCGAAGAUCGGCGACAAGAUUCGCGUCAGAUGGAUGGACGGACUUAUUUACGAUGCGAGAUUCGUCGGCGCGAGAACUACGUAUUUGUAUACGGUGUUAUUCGAGGACGAGAGUCAAUUAGAGCUGAAAUGUGAUGUCAUUUAUCGCGUUACCGAUCACUUGCCCAAGAGGAUCAUGGCGAAACUGUCGCAGGCCAGCGUCAUGAAGAACAGAGAGCACCUCUACGAUCUCGAGCGAGAGUUGCCGCCGAAGCGACCGCCGAAACCAAAAAGAAAGUGAAUACAAGCGGAGCUCCCAGUAUUUUAACUUGUCUAAAUUGCGAUUCAUAUUAUUUGAAGACUGAAGGUUAAUUUUCCUUUCCGCUAUAAAUUUCGCAAGUAAUAUGUCUCCGAGAAAUGUGAUUUAUAAUUUAUUUACGUUAUAAAAGUUCAUUUUUAAUAUUAUUAUUAUUAUUCUCUACUUUAUUUUGAUGAGAGUACGUGGUUUAUUUGUAAAACUACACUUAGAGAUUUACAAUUUUUAGUAAUCACCGUUAGCUUAAUGGUACUUUGAAUCAUCUCGGUAAUUUUGUAUAUAUAAAGUUAACACGUAAGGAUUAAGUAAAUGGUUUUAGAUUAAAUGCGAUGAUUCUAAUGUAUAAAUUUGUAACUCGAUUAUUUGUGUGUAAAAUAUAUUUGAAAAAUA
Molecule: messenger RNA, 5923 nt
Organism: Photinus pyralis (common eastern firefly)
Lineage: Eukaryota; Metazoa; Arthropoda; Insecta; Coleoptera; Lampyridae
Exons: 11
Coding region: 359-5518 (1719 amino acids)
Biological process (GO): chromatin remodeling
Cellular component (GO): nucleus
Molecular function (GO): histone H3K9 demethylase activity; histone H3K36 demethylase activity
Source: RefSeq, a predicted model, not a curated record